Molecule: messenger RNA, 676 nt
Organism: Impatiens glandulifera
Lineage: Eukaryota; Viridiplantae; Streptophyta; Magnoliopsida; Ericales; Balsaminaceae
Product: protein yippee-like
Exons: 6
Coding region: 87-491 (134 amino acids)
Cellular component (GO): ubiquitin ligase complex
Source: RefSeq, a predicted model, not a curated record
CUGCAUCUUGGGUUUCAAAGAACUCUCCAGAUUCUAGACUGAGGAAGAGAACAAUAGUGUGUAUAUUUAUCUUGUCAAGGAGAAGAAUGGGAAGGCUUUUCUUGAUCACUCUUGAAGGGAAGUUCUACAGCUGCAAACACUGUAAAGUACAUCUCGCUUUGUCUGAGGAUAUAACAUCAAGGUCUUUCCAAAGCAGGAAUGGGAAAGCUUAUCUCUUCAGUAAGGUGUCAAAUGUUUAUUUUGGUGAGAGUGACGAUAGAAUGAUGAUGACUGGUCUUCAUACUGUUGUUGACAUUUUCUGCGUUGGUUGUGGUUCAAUUGUUGGAUGGAAAUAUGAGUUUGCCCAUGAAUUGAGCCAAAAAUACAAGGAAGGAAAAUCAGUCCUUGAAAGGUUUAAAAUAUCAGGACCAGAUGGAAGUAACUAUUGGGGUACUCCUACUGAAGCAACUCAUAUAAUAGUAGGUGGUGGAAGUGAUGCAGAUGACAUUUAGAUCUAUCUAAACUUCAUUUGUGGAAAUGUGGUUAUACAGUUUAAAUAUUAUUCUAAACCAACAUCCCUUUCUUCAUUGCAAAUGUAUAUUCUUCUUAAUUGUCCCCCCCCCUGCUGUUGCUGCUAUAUUUCUUACUUGACAUUAUGGAUUCUUCAAUUGAUAAUACUUUUAUCACAAAUUUCUUA